Messenger RNA from Penicillium samsonianum, 3304 nucleotides. RefSeq names its product putative GTPase activating protein (Gyp5). The record is from RefSeq and is a predicted model, not a curated record. Bases 131 to 2890 code for a protein of 919 amino acids. Lineage: Eukaryota; Fungi; Ascomycota; Eurotiomycetes; Eurotiales; Aspergillaceae. The transcript is spliced from 4 exons.
AUUCCAUCUUUUUUCCCUUUUCGCGAAUUCCACUCCCUUGCGAUUUUGUCUUUUAGCUCUUUCGAGUCUCUGCUCUCUUAUCCUAUGGAGUGUUCCAUCUUCUGAUUGUUGUGAGGUCAUCUAAACAGCUAUGGCCGACAUGUCUACGCCUAAACACAGUCCUGAAUACGAAGGGGAGUCUUUUGACGACGCCCUUGAAACAGCCGAAAUCCAGGAGAACAACAACCUCAACGUCACCAUCCCCAAGUCCACUUCCACCCGAUCAUUGACCGACAGUCCUCCAAUUGGCUCACAUAUGUCUCCGGAAUCAACGGAGAAACCUCCGUUCCCUUCUGAAUCGCAGGACGAGAAGAAGACCGAGACCGCCGAGGAGCAGGACAAAGAUGGCGAGGGGCAGGACGGACAGAAUAACAAGAAAAAUAAAAAGAAGAACAAGAGAAAGGGGAAGAAACAGGAUGAAGGAACGGAUACCAACGAUGAGAAUAACUAUGACGCCAAGGACGAGGUGAACAUCGCGACCGAUGAGCCCACCCAGGGUGACCAGCCGGAGCAAGGGUCUGAGGUUACGCAGACAGAGAUAGAGAAGAACGAAGAAGACCACGAUCAGAGCCAAAUGCAGAAGUCACCUCUACUCACGUCCCACCGUUUAUCAACAUCAUCAUCGCUCGACGAGGUGAACCUGAUGAACAGCAAGGAAGACGAGCCGACAGACAAGGCACAGGGUCCAGGGGACAAAACAGAACCGCCUCCGUUACCUCCUAAGGACGAUUCAGCCCCUCCGGCAAGCGCCGGGCUGAUGGGUCUGUCGGGUGGCCUGCCCUCAAUCCCAUGGGCGGCUCCUCCAGUGAACAAGAACCCACCUAUUCCUCAGCCAGCCCCGCCUCGAAAGCCUAGUGGCCCCUUUGCGUGGUUCUCUCGAAGCUCAACCUCGACCACUGCAAAGGACAUCAAAUCCCCACCCCACUCUGCCAGUCGACGCAACACUGCCACCUCCGUAUCGACCCUUGGCAGCAACCUAGACCAUAUCGCUCGUGAUGGCGACGACGUCUCGAGUGUCGGUUCAAAGAAGCCGAGACGCAAUAGCCUGAAGGAUCAGUUCAAGAUGCUGCGCCUGCGUGAGGAGAGCCAUGCGCCAGAGCUCGAUCAGACGAGCGUGCGAUCGGGCCAGGCCAGCAUCAGCCAGUCUGGAGCUAGCCCCCCGAUCAUCCCAGAGGAAGGAGAGGAGGGCAUCUUGGCAGCAUCGGGAGCUAUUUCACCUUCGAUGACCGUUGCUCCUGGGAGAACGGGUUCUGUAGUUGAUGCUUCCACCCCGGUGGACUGGGAGAUGUGGCAACACCUUGUGAAUAAUGGGCCCCAGGCCUUGGCAAGCUCAGAGGAACUGAAUGCUGCCAUCAAACGAGGUAUUCCUCAGACGAUCCGAGGAGUGAUUUGGCAAAUUUUGGCGGAUUGCCAGACUGCUGAUUUGGAGGACAUCUAUCGAGACCUCGUGGCGCGUGGCACAGCGCAAGACAAAGAUGGACGAACUGGCACUGAAACUACGUCGUCGCGCUCUUCAGUGCGGUCCCACCACUCGGGUUCCGGAUCACGGUCUAGCAGCGCUGCCCCUAGCCCAUCUCGCGAAGGAGACGCAGAUAAGUUGUCAAAGGAACAUGCCUCCAAUGACACCGACCGUGUGAAGAAAGCAAAGACAGACGCUGUUGCGCUGCAAAAAUUGGAGAAGGUCAUCAGGCGAGACCUGGGUGCUCGCACCAGCUACGCGAAAUACUUUGUUUCCCAGGGUAGCCAGGAAGGCCUCUUUGGGCUCUGUAAGGCAUACGCCUUGUAUGAUCCGGGAGUUGGAUACGCGCAAGGCAUGAACUUUAUUGCUAUGCCAUUGCUGUUCAACAUGGACGAAGUCGAUGCUUUCGCCAUGAUGGUCAAGCUGAUGAAUAAGUACUCUCUACGAGAUAUGUUCAUUCAGGAUAUGCCUGGGCUUCACCGAAGCCUAUACCAAUUCGAACGACUUCUAGAAGACCUAGAACCCGCUCUCUACUGCCAUCUCCGGCGCCGUGGAGUUCCUCCUCAGCUCUAUGCCACGCAGUGGUUCUUGACCCUGUUCGCCUAUCGUUUCCCGCUGCAACUGGUGCUUCGCAUCUACGACCUGAUUUUCGAAGAGGGACUAGAGACCACCAUCCUCAAAUUCGGUGUUGCGAUUAUGCGACGAAAUGCAGACGCGUUGCUUGAAAUGAAAGACAUGAGUGUGCUCACUAAUUUCUUGAAAGAGCGUUUGUUCGACGCCUACAUUGACAAGCAGCCAUCCACCUCGUCAAUCCUGGAGUCAGGCUUCUUCGGAAGCUCCGGUGCCUCUGAUAAGGAGAUCUACCGAUCCGACAUCAUGGUUCAGGACGCCUGCGCCAUUCCGCUCACGUCCGAGAUGCUUGCCACGUACACCGCCGAAUGGGUGGAAAAGACCCGAACUGAGAAAGAGCGUGAAGUCGAGCUGGAGCACCUGCGGCACACUGUGAGCACGCAGGGCGCGCGUGUCCGACUUCUCGAGGAACGUGCCGAAGCAUCAGACAAGGAGCAUGUGCAAUUGGCCUCUGAGCUGGUUCACGUUAAGGUUGAGAAUGAGGAGCUGCGCGACCUCAACGAGGCGCUGGAACUCCAGGUCAGCGAACUCAAGAACGUGGUCGACAAGCAACCGGCCGAAGUUGAGGAGAAGCUGCGCCUAGAAAUGGAACGGAUCAUGAAGCGGAACAUCGAGGUGCAAAACGAGAACCGUGCGAUGGAAGAAUCAAUGUCCGACAUGGAGAAGGAGUUGGUUGCCACGAAAAUGAAGUGGGCAGAGAUUUCCGAGAACCACGAGACCCUCCGCCAGAAAUGGAGCGACCUCCGUCGUGCCCUCGACUGAUUACAUCGUUGCUCCUAUUACUACUCCACCUCUCGACCCCGGAUAACAGUAUCCGGUUCUGUAUAUUUGGAAUGCGCAGAUGAGAUGGCGAGGAUCUGCGAUCACGUCCUACCUUGCGCAUUUGCACCAUGCUUAUGGGCCGGGUCUUUUGCUUUUGUCCUGAUUUACUCCCCGUUGCUUUCCCCCGUUUUCAGCCAAUAUUAUGAUUUGCGCCCCUUUUACGACCUCGACCUCUUCCCCAAGCUCUCAGCAUGCCAUUUCUGGAAGGCAUCGGUGUUUUACUACCUGUUGAGUUAUAUUUGCUUUAGUGUGUAUGUCUAUCUCCGAUCCUCGGGCAGGGCGUACUAGACGUAUGCAAUGUACAUCAUCAAUGGACUUUGUUCUCUUACUGUGUCAGCUCUACCUUAUCUCUAC